AUGACAAUCACCCUUCCGCAGGCUCUCAAAGAAUCUCGUUGUAUACUUCAUAUUGACUUGGGUAUAAAUAUACUUGCCCAAUUAUUUAUAAAACUAACUCAGUAUGGCAAGAUUGCUUUUAUUGUCAAGUUGAAAUAUACAUAUAAUAACUAUGUGCAAUUAGAACAAGUGAGACUAGGCAUAUCUUCUGACGUUCCUGCAGCUGUACAGCAGUGGCAGAAUCUUAUUGCUGUAAACUAUCCAGCCAGACAGGCAGGCAUCGAUAGACAUUGUACAGUAGAGAAAGCCAAAGAACUAUGCCCAGAGAUAAAAUUAUUACAUGUACCAACAUAUGCUGCAAAUGAGAUAGAACCUCAAUACCGUGAAAACCCUGAUCGUGCCACUCACAAGGUGUCACUUGACCCUUAUCGAGCAGCGUCAUUAAAUAUAUUCAAGAUAUUUCACAAGUACUGCGACAAGAUUCAAAAAAUCGGUUUAGAUGAGGCGUUUAUGGAUGUCACUUCUACAGUCAAUCAGAGAUUGAUGGAAUAUAUCGAUUGUCACCCAGAGCUGCUUGAUAGACUAGAUGACGAUGCAUGCAAUUUAGACCUUGACUGGGAUCAGGUAGGUAUUACUAUCGAGUCCAAAGAGGAAGAGGAAAGAAGGCAGUUAGAAACAGAUGAAAGCCAUUGGUCAAAGGCAACCUGGAGAGACUUGCAGCUUUAUUUUGGUGCAGAAUUGGCGGCAAAAAUUCGUCAUGAGAUAUAUACAACACUCCAAUACACAUGCUCUGCUGUCUUAAGAAAUUCUGCUGCGCUCUACUUUAUGGAACAGGUCCCAUUCACUAAAAUUAGAAACCUGGGCGGGAAACUGGGAAGUGAAGUUGAAUCGGGUCUGUCUAUAGACAAAGCAAGUGAUCUAUGGAAAUAUACGAUAGAAGAACUUCAAAUUAAAUUUGGAGAUUCGACAGGACGAUAUCUAUAUCAUAUUAGUAGAGGAGUGGAUAAUGAAGAAAUUAUUCCGAUGAAAGCUCCUAAAUCGAUUAUGGCCUCUAAGCAGUUUAAUCCUGCUGUAGAGAAUGUUCAAGAGAUGGAUCGAUGGUUCUCUAUACUGGCCAUUGAACUUCGAAAUCGCGUACUGAAGAAUUAUGAAGAGUUUAAUACUUGGCCAAAAACAUUUACUCUACAGUACGCGUCUAUACCAUACCUUUCUUUUCGAUCUAAAGCAAUGGGACCCAUUAGUCGUGAGGAAAUGAAAGAUCAUGGUAAGAUAAUAAACAAAAAGCAGAAGAAAAGGUUUGUUGAAAGGGCUUAUUGUGUAGAGAACAUAACCAAGAAAUUAGAAAAGGUAUUCAAAUCUGUAGGAAGCCCAAUGCCAUGCUCUGGUCUUCAAUUUUCAGCAAGUAAUUUUACACAAGGAGCAUCCCAAUUACGUCCAAUCCACCAAUUCUUUAAUAAGAUACCCAGAAGCUUAAAUGAAUCAUCUGCUUCAAGUCCGACAUGUUCACAAUCUACAUAUGAUAAACCAAGGACGGUUGCUCCAUUAUGGAAUCAAGACAUUAAUGAAUCAUUGGAAUAUCUCUGCGAUAAAUGUCAUAAAAAGAUCUUGUUGAUCAACAUUGAUGAGCACACAGAUUAUCACUUUGCUUUAGACAUUCAAAAACAAGUAAACCAAGAGUUGGAUCAAUCCAAGAAACGAGCAAACAACGAUACUCAACCAUCAAAUAAGAAAAAGAAACUCUUCUUCUCUUAA
Rhizopus microsporus ATCC 52813 is the source of this 1731-nucleotide messenger RNA. Its product is annotated as DNA/RNA polymerase. The record is from RefSeq and is a predicted model, not a curated record. Gene Ontology annotation, molecular function: DNA-directed DNA polymerase activity; damaged DNA binding. Gene Ontology annotation, cellular component: replication fork; nucleus; site of double-strand break. Lineage: Eukaryota; Fungi; Mucoromycota; Mucoromycetes; Mucorales; Rhizopodaceae. Gene Ontology annotation, biological process: error-prone translesion synthesis; response to radiation. The transcript has 7 exons. The coding region runs from base 1 to 1731 and encodes 576 amino acids.